UUCGACAUCGUCCCUAGUUGGCGCGGUGCCCGCGGCUAGACGUGGACGGAAUUCCGAUAGACUCGGAUGGAGUCCAGGAGCCAUAGCUGGUCUAUGUUGGAGAGGAAUACCAUGUCGCUGGCGGUUUUAGUCCAACUCGUAGAAUCAUGGGAUCAUUGCGCAAUGAAAACAUGGCCCAGUUUGCCUGUGAGGCCAUCCACGCAAUCGAGUAUGCCUACGAAGCGAAGGAUAUUCAGUCCGCCCUUGGAGUCGCAGACGACCAAAUACAACACCCCCGUAACCCAGGACCAGCCGUCCAGUGUCUUUAACCCCCGCCAUACAUUUCAACAAGCUCACGAACAAGCGGUCGUAUCUGUUUGCAUCUCACUCAGUCCACGUGCCCGUGCCAUCACCGAAUUACCGAGAGAAACAUGCACGGACAAGCAAAAACACGGCGAGCUGCCAUUGCCGAUACCCGACCCUAACUGGGAGUGGAUGUACUCGCCAUUGGCACCGCACUUUUAAGUGUUUCGUAAAACAUGCGUUGGCGACGCAGGACACCGCGACGGCCAGGGCGACGGCACCCACCAUCCCUUCCACGUCAUUUUUGGGGGGAAAUCACCGGCGCCGCCUUCGUUCGUCGACUAAACUUGCACUUGGUGAGGAGCUUGUCCCCAGCUACUCCAGGAAAAGCUCCCCCACGGAAUGGAUCGUGGCGGCACGCUUGCGUACGUAUUCACUGGGGCAAUCGUAGGAAGCUUUCAUCCUUGGAUGGUGGAUCAAAGUGUUUAGGAGCCC
Aphanomyces invadans is the source of this 777-nucleotide messenger RNA. RefSeq lists its product as hypothetical. The coding region runs from base 67 to 504 and encodes 145 amino acids. The transcript has a single exon. The record is from RefSeq and is a predicted model, not a curated record. NCBI's taxonomy places the organism in Eukaryota, Oomycota, Saprolegniomycetes, Saprolegniales, Verrucalvaceae.